CCCGGUAGAGCAUCAACAUCAUAAGAGAGAGGGGGGAUCCUACAGAAGACCUUUUGAAUCGCAGCCUUGGUCGUUAAACGGCUGUUAUCAAUUAUUUUGAAGUUAACGGAUAAAUUAAAUAGGAUUUAAACAUGACAUUAAGAGGGCCACUGUGUCGUCUCCUACGGACGCAACUCAACAAUACCUGUCAGAGCAGAGCGCAUUCUGUGGCUGUUUUAGGAGCACCAUUCUCAAAAGGACAGAAAAGGGGAGGGGUGGAAAAUGGACCCAAAGCCAUCAGAGAUGCUGGUCUGAUCGAGAGACUUUCACAUCUGGAUUACCCAGUGCAUGACUUCGGAGACCUGAGCUUCCAGUAUCUGGAGAAGGACGAGCCCUACAUGCACGUCCCCUUCCCUCGCACUGUGGGCAGAGCUAACAAACUGCUGUCAGGGGCCGUCAGCAACGCGGUGGGAGCCGGACACACUACCAUCAUGCUGGGAGGAGACCACAGCCUGGCCAUUGGUUCAGUGGAAGGCCACGCCAAGCAGUGUCCUGACCUGUGUCUGAUCUGGGUCGACGCCCACGCUGACAUAAACACGCCCUUCACCUCUCCCUCAGGCAACCUCCACGGACAGUCGGUGGCCUUCAUGCUCAAAGAGCUGCAGAACAAGAUGCCAGAGCUCCCAGGGUUCUCCUGGGUGAAGCCCUUCCUGUCGGCUAAAGACCUGGUCUACAUUGGCCUGAGAGACGUAGACCCGGGAGAGUACGACAUCCUGAAGGACUUGGGUGUCCAGUACUUCACAAUGAGAGACAUCGACAGGCUCGGCAUCCAGAGAGUCAUGGAAGUCACUUUCCACCACCUCUUGUCAAGGAAGCAGCGGCCGAUCCAUCUGAGUUUUGACAUUGAUGCGAUGGACCCGUCUUUGGCCCCCGCCACAGGAACACCAGUGAACGGAGGACUGACCUACAGAGAAGGAAUCUGGAUCACAGAGGAGAUCCACAACACAGGGUUGUUGUCAGUGAUGGACCUUGUUGAGGUCAACCCAGACCUGGGGGCGAGUCGUGAGGCGGUGGAGAGCACCGCUUCCAUGGCGGUGGACGUCAUCGCAUCCGCCCUAGGGCAGACCCGCGAGGGAGGUCCCAUCACUCAGGAGUCACAAACGCUUAAAGAGGACACGGAACAGCUCCGGCUCUAGAACACACAGCGUCUAGAACACACAGCGUCUAGAACACACAGCUUCUAGAACACACAGCUUCUAGAACACACAGCUUCUGGAACACAUUUCAACAUGUGACCACUUGGCAUUCCUGAAUUCCAAAAGACUUUACAUACACACACUGAUGCAGUAGUUGGAAAGUGUUUUGUUACAUCUUCUGUGUGUAUGGUGCUGUAUGGCAACCUGUCCAACAGACAGUCAAACUUCAAUCAUGACUGAACUUAUAAUAACUAAUAAGCCCAAUUAAAGGCUUUAUACGCCUUAUUUACUAAGAUGACUUGAAAAACUUAGCCUGGGCCCAGAUCUUUGCUAUCAUAUCAUCUGUUUGGCAGGACAAGGAAUCGCACAAAAUAGUCACACAAACAGACUGGUACCCAGGCUAUAGAAAGCUCUCAUCUAAAAUGUCAACUGUAAUUGAUGUGAUCAGCUGGUCUCCCUGGCCUUUGGAAAGACAGCCUCCCUAGCUCCACUAGGGAAAUGUUGACUGUAUUUGACUGUGAUCAGCGGUAUGCCAUAGACAUAGUGAUCAGCGGUAUACCAUAGACAUAGUGAUCAGCAGUGUGCCAUAGACAUAGUGAUCAGCAGUGUGCCAUAGACAUAGUGAUCAGCGGUAUGCCAUAGACAUAGUGAUCAGCGGUAUGCCAUACACUUUAUUUAACUAGGCAAGUCAGUUAAGAACAAAUUAUUAUUUUCAAUGACGUCCUAGGUUAACUGCCUUGUUCAGGGGCAGAACGACAGAUUUGUACCUUGUCAGCUCGGGGGAUAUGAACUUGCAACUUUUACGGUUGCUAGUCCAACGCUCUAACCACUAGGCCGCCUACUGCCGGCUAGUUGCUGACGACUUGACCCUGCAGUUCUGUAAUGGGGUUGUAUGAAGCCGGACACAACGACAAGCAUGAAACUGCCUCAAAACUACGUUUAGGUGCAGACUGUUAUUAUUACCCCAGACACUGUUUGGUUUGGACAUAUACCUCAGCUAAAUACGAAGUGGCUGUGCCAGUUGAGUUGUCGUAGGGAUGCUGUGCCAGUUGAAUUGUCGCAGGGAUGCUGUGCCAGUUAAAGUUGUCGUAGGGAUGCUGUGCCAGUUGAGUUGUCGUAGGGAUGCUGUGCCAGUUGAGUUGUCGUAGGGAUGCUGUGCCAGUUGGUAGGGAUGCUGUGCCAGUUGAAUUGCCAUAGGGAUGCUGUGCCAGUGGAGUUGUCGUAGGGAUGCUGUGCCAGUUGGUAGGGAUGCUGUGCCAGUUGAAUUGUCGUAGGGAUGCUGUGCCAGUUGAAUUGUCGUAGGGAUGCUGUGCCAGUUGGUAGGGAUGCUAUGCCAGUUGAGUUGUCGUAGGGAUGCUGUGCCAGUUGAUAGGGAUGCUGUGCCAGUUGGUAGGGAUGCUGUGCCAGUUGGUAGGGAUGCUGUGCCAGUUGAUAGGGAUGCUGUGCCAGUUGAGUUGUCGUAGGGAUGCUGUGCCAGUUGAUAGGGAUGCUGUGCCAGUUGGUAGGGAUGCUGUGCCAGUUGAUAGGGAUGCUGUGCCAGUUGAUAGGGAUGCUGUGCCAGUUGGUAGGGAUGCUGUGCCAGUUGGUAGGGAUGCUGUGCCAGUUGAUAGGGAUGCUGUGCCAGUUGAGUUGUCGUAGGGAUGCUGUGCCAGUUGAUAGGGAUGCUGUGCCAGUUGAGUUGUCGUAGGGAUGCUGUGCCAGUUGAUAGGGAUGCUGUGCCAGUUGGUAGGGAUGCUGUGCCAGUUGGUAGGGAUGCUGUGCCAGUUGAUAGGGAUGCUGUGCCAGUUGGUAGGGAUGCUGUGCCAGUUGAGUUGUCGUAGGGAUGCUUUUGCACUUUUGGACCAGAUGUGGUUUUGACACAUUUUAUUAGAAGUAUUGUGUUUUGUAGUUUUACAUUGAAUAAUCACUAUUAUGAAUCCAUGUUUAUAUAUUUACUGUAUGUUUAUACAUUUGUCAGUUUUAAAUGACUAGGUAACGCUUUUCUCCAGUAAAUUUAUAUCAGUUAAAAGUACUGUACGUAAUGGAUAUGGUAAAUGCUGAUAAGAGUGAAGUAAUAUUAUUUUAUUUACUAAAUGUAAAAACGUGCCUUUUGAUGUGACCACUAAAUCUGUAUUUUAAAUAAAGUAAUUUAGUCUUUCCACAAC
Messenger RNA from Oncorhynchus mykiss (rainbow trout), 3319 nucleotides. RefSeq names its product arginase-2, mitochondrial. Gene Ontology annotation, molecular function: manganese ion binding; arginase activity. Gene Ontology annotation, cellular component: mitochondrion; cytoplasm. NCBI's taxonomy places the organism in Eukaryota, Metazoa, Chordata, Actinopteri, Salmoniformes, Salmonidae. The record is from RefSeq and is a predicted model, not a curated record.